Molecule: messenger RNA, 804 nt
Organism: Striga hermonthica
Lineage: Eukaryota; Viridiplantae; Streptophyta; Magnoliopsida; Lamiales; Orobanchaceae
Source: the annotation of a GenBank genome assembly
AUGCAGAUUGCUUUGAGCAGGCACGAAGAGGCCUUUAACACCUUGAAAGGGAUCGUGCAGCAGACUGAAAAAGAAAGCGAGGAUCGUGCUAUGGUAUUUGCAGCCAUGGCGAAAGCUCUCUGCAAUCAAGAGAACUUUCCGGAUGCUAAGAAGUGCCUGGAUAUCUCGUGCGCGAUUUACGAAAAGGAGAUAAAGAGUUCUCCUGAUGUUGUGGCGGAAGCUUUUACAGAAAUCUCAACGCUUUACAAGACCAUGAACGAAUUCGAGACUGCCAUCGCAUCUUUGUUGAGGAAAACGCUAGCAAUGCUCGAGAAGCUUCGUCAGGAGCAGCACUCGGUUGGGAGCGUUUUGGCUAGGAUCGGUUGGCUGCUUUUGCUGACAGGGAAAGUCGAGCAGGCUGUCUCAGUUCUGGAAGAUGCUGCGGAGAGAUUGAAGGAGAGUUUCGGUUUGAACCAUUAUGGGGUGGGUUACGUGUAUAAUAAUCUUGGGGCGGCUUAUUUGGAGCCGGACAGGCCACAGUCAGCAACACAGGUAUUUGCGUAUGCCAAGGAGAUCAUGGAUGUUGCGCUUGGCCCUCAUCAUGUGGAUUCGAUUGAAGCGUGCCAGAAUCUCUCGAAAGCUUAUGCGGCUAUAGGAAGUAACGGUCCAAGUACGCAAGAGGAGCUCGUUGAAGUUGUUCGACUGCCGGAGCAUCUAAAAGAGAGAGAAGCUCGUAUGAAAGCCUUCACUGCACCCGAAAAAGACAUGAACCUACCUUUCCUUGCUAAAUAUUCACCUUCUGGAAAGACAGCUGUAGAAAGGUAA